Molecule: messenger RNA, 5288 nt
Organism: Microtus ochrogaster (prairie vole)
Lineage: Eukaryota; Metazoa; Chordata; Mammalia; Rodentia; Cricetidae
Gene: Cfap43
Product: cilia and flagella associated protein 43
Exons: 39
Coding region: 99-5102 (1667 amino acids)
Biological process (GO): cilium assembly; sperm axoneme assembly
Cellular component (GO): axoneme
Molecular function (GO): protein binding
Source: RefSeq, a predicted model, not a curated record
CCGGUGUAAACAGUGGCGUCUCGGCGGGCGCCGAAGCCCGACCUGGCAGGACCCCGGAGUAACGGCCGGCCGCGGCCCGGAGUGGCCCGAGAGUGGCCAUGGCGCAAGGCCGGGAGCGCGAAGAUGCCUCCACGCACUUCACCAACGCCUCCCUGUCGGUGAGAUGGGUGCAAGGAUUCCCGAGUCAGAACGUCCAUUUCGUCAACGACCACACCAUCUGCUACCCUUCUGGGAACUACGUAAUAUUCAUUAACCUUGAAACCAAGAAGAAGACUGUGCUCCAGUGCAUCAAUGGAAUUGUGGGCGUCGUGGCAACUAACGUUCCUGGUGAAGUUGUGGCUUUCUCUGACCGCAGACUAAAACCCGUCAUCUACAUCUACAGCUUUCCUGCACUGUCCAGAAAAAACAAGUUAAAAGGCAACAUCCUCCUGGACUACACUUUGCUUUGCUUCAGCUACUGCGGCACCUACCUGGCCAGUUACUCGUCUCUUCCCGAGUUUGAGCUGGCCCUCUGGAACUGGGAAUCCAGUGUCAUCUUGUGUAAGAAGUCAAAUCCUGGAAUGGACGUGAGCCAGAUGUCCUUCAACCCCAUGAACUGGCAUCAGAUGUGUUUGUCAAGUUCAAGCAUAGUGAGCGUGUGGACCAUUGAGAGAAGUAACCAGGACCAUCACUUCAAGAUGAGGUUGGUCAAGCUCCCUCUGGAAGACGGGUCGCUCGCCAGUGAAACAGACCUCCUGUUCCCCACCUCACUGAGCAAGAAUCUCAUUUACGGGCCCGUGCUGCCACUGUCAGCCAUUGCCGGGCUGGUGGGCGAAGAGGCCGAGACGUUCAGGCCGAAAGAUGAUAUCUACCCUCUGCUCCACCCGACCAUGCAUUGCUGGACUCCGUCGAGUGACCUGUACGUUGGGUGUGAAGAGGGUCAUUUUCUGACAAUUAACACAGAGACUCUGAAGGUGACUGUGCUCCAGAAGGUGGAGGAGAUAUCACUGCUGGAUGGAGGCCCACUUAUCAGUCCGCUCACACUGGUGUACCAGAAGGACGGCGUGCUCACUUCUGGAAUUGACGGCAUGAUAUACUCUUUCAUCGUCAAAGAUUCCAAGUACCAGGUGAAGAAUUUUGUUGAGGUUGAUGCGCCAGUGGCAAAUUUGGUGUUUUCCCCUAGUUACAAGAUGUUGCUGAUUCAAACGGACAAGGGGACUGUUUACACCUACACAUUUGGUGCAGAGCCAGCGCUAGAUAAAGUCCUAGAAGCCUGUGAUGGGAAAGUCCAGGCAAUGGACUUCAUCACACCUGGAACCAAACAUUUCCUGACGCUCACAAAUUCAGGGGAAGUUGCUAUUUUGUGGAUAGAGGAUUGCACUUGUGCAAGCAAGGUUUUGCUGGGAACUCCCGCAACAACUCUAGCAUGCUCCCCUUCCUCCGCGUCGGCUGUCGUGGGGACAGUGGAUGGCUAUCUAUACUUCCUGGACGUCCACAAUGUGGAGGCCCCUCGGGUGAUUCACACGCUCUUCCUCUCCGAGUCACCGGUGAAGAUCUUGACCUAUGACCAGCGAGGAGUUUUCCUGUUGGCCGGUACAGUCGAAGGGAACAUCUUUGUAAUUGAUGCCAGACCCUCGAGCUCGUUUAAGAUUUUCGGAUACACUGAGACGAACAAAGACCUUCUGCAGAUAUCCACGGUGUCCCUCCCGGUGUCGGACGUGGUGGAAGUGCUGGUGCUGUCCCCACUUCCAGAAAUAAGAAGCAGGCUGGAGUACUUCGUCCUGCCUACCAGGCUAUCACAAGUUCCUAGCGCCAUCUCUGAUGAAAGAGGAAGGCUGAAGGACGACUUCAUCCACAAGUUCCUGUACGAGGUGGAGCACCCUCUGUCCUCCGCUGUGCUUGGCUUUGAAGGCAACAAGAUCUAUGGCUUCUGCAGCCAAGUGCCAUACAUCUGCAGCUAUCUGAUACCCAAGAAGAAUCACGUUGGUGUUUGCGUACUCAAGCCACACCAAAAAGUCCAAACCAAACAGUAUGGAUCUGGAAUGAUCUCCAUGUCUUCACAUGGAUUAUGGCUCCUGACAAUAGCCAAAUGUGGAUUUCUCUGUGUCCGAGAUAUUUUCAGUCUGGAAACGUUUGCCCGGUGUCGGAGUCAUUCUCACCAGGGGCACGGGAUCCAGUACAUAAAAAUGUCCAUGGAUGGCCAGCACAUCCUGGUGAACGGGAAAGAUGACGGCACUCUCGUCUACCUCAAGUGGAAGCGGCUUGGAGCAAACUUAGCAAAUGAGAUCAUUGAACACUGCCAACAACUAAUAACCAGUCUGAGCAAAAUGGUGGAAAAAGAAAAUGAAUAUUUAGUCACAUCAGGAGUUUCCCAAGAUGUGAAGCAAGAAGAGGAGCCAACAGAAUCCGGUAAAAAGCUGAGCUUGGACUCAUCACAAGAGGAAUUAGCUAUCCAUUCUGACAAGGAAAUUUCUUGGAUCCAACAAAAAAGUAAAGAGGCCAUCAAAAACGAGGUCAGACUGUUUUCACAGAAAAGGAAAGAGAUCAAAAGAGGAAUCAAGGAGCUUUCUCGAACUAUUACGGGCAUGAUGGAAGAAAACGAAAAAGUGGAACCAAUUGCAAAGUUAGAGGGACAGGAAUUCUGCCUGGACCUUGAGGAGCUGGAGAGGCUUCACGAUGAGAGCGAGGAGGAGGUGGCAAAGAUAAGAAAAGAUGUGGAGAUGCAUAACUUGGCCAAGAGCUAUUUAACUGAGCUCAUCCGGGAGGAGUGUUGGAAUUCCAUGGCUGUGAAGGGCCGAGCCCUGAAGUGCUUCCAUAUCCCCUAUGUGGUUGAGAACUUCCCCAUGAAAGAGCGUACAGAAGAAGAGCUGCAGCAGUUGAACAGAGUUCUGCAGCAAAAGAAGACCGAGGCAGAGUGUCUUAAGCUACGGAAGGAAAUUGUAGAAGUCCAGUCUUCGGCCACUAUGCUUAAAAAGCAUCAUGACGAGGAGGAUGAAGAAGAAGAGGAUGAAGAAAAUGUAGUAAAAGACACCAGCCUGCCCAACUACAUGCUUGGUAGUUUGAGUACUGAUUUUGGGGCAGAUACGUCUCUGUUGACAAGUCAAUUGGAACUUCAUUCCAGAGAGGAGAAAAUCAACCAAAUUAUAUUACUAAAAGAUAUCAUUUACAAGGUAAAAAAGGCUUUCAACAGCGAAUUUGAUGCCGCCUAUAAACAAAAAGAGAUUGAAAUUGCACGCGUGAAAGAAAGGAAUGUUAGAAUUGAAGAAAUUAUUACAGACCUGGAACUGGAGGAAAAGGUCUGGCAACCAGUGUUUGAAGACUGUGAGAAGCCAGAAAGAGCCCUUGUUGUGGAAGAUGAUGAGAUUUCAUUUCAAAAACACCUUGCUCCAUGGCAAAAAUCGAAAACAGAAAUGACCACACCCUUUGAUAUGGAGCAACAACAGCAGGCGCUGGCCUCCGAUGCAAGACAGAGAGGCCUGAUGGACAUGAUGGGAGGUGUUCUGGAAGUCAAGAAGGAAGACAUCUUGAGAAUGUUUCCUGCCUUCGCCCUCACUUCCCUGAGUGGCCAUGAUAGCUCUGUGGUGAAGCCCCAGCCUCGAUUCAAUGCAGUUGUUUGUCCUGAUGUCUCUAGCUUGUACCAAGCUGACAGAAAACUAACAAGCAAGUCUUUAGAAACUGAACUGAAGAAACUUCAAAACUCUAUCCAAGAAAGCACCCAGAACUUAGACGAGCACUUGAAGAGACUCUUCGAAAGAAGGGUGAAGGCGGAGAUGGUUGUCAACCAGGAGGAGCUGAAAAUAAACAACCUCGUGUUUUCUUUGCUGCUGGACGAAGAACUGAGCUCCAGGGAGCAGUUCCUGAACAAUUACCUUCUGAAGAAGCAGGAGGAGAAAAGCAAGACUGCAGAAGCCAUCCGUAAAGCUAGAGGAGACCUGGAUGUGUUCAAGGAGCACCAUGACAACUUGGUGGCCGAAGACAAAAUUCUGGAUCGCAGCUUCAAAAAGGAAUUUUCUGACAUUUCUGGUCACCAGGUGGAUAUACUCUACAAACUUUUUAAACGCCGGCCAAGGAUUCACAAACAGAAAACACAUGCAGAUGUGAACAGUCUUGUUCCUUAUGGAGAGCGACCAGGAUCUGGCAAGUUAAAUAAGGAGAACUUUACCCAGCUAAUGAAAGCCAUGGAUGAACUGGACAAUAUCAGUAACAUGCCAGAAGGUUUGGACCCCUUCGUCUGGGAACAUUUCUGCACAACCAGACGAGCAAAAGUGGAAAAUGAAUACAAAGUCAAACAGAAGGCUGCUGGUCUCCAGGAAAUGACGACUUUUCUCCGGAGGAGAGUGGAGGACGAUGAGGCCGUGCAGCAUGAGAUUGAAAAGGUGUUCCAGGAGCUCCUCCGAUUACAGGAGGAGAAAGUGAGAUUCCAGGUGAACUUGACAAUACAAAUUCUUCUUAAACAAGGACAAGUAGAACUGGAGAAUUUCCAGUUGAUUCUGGAAUAUUCCGAUGCAAUUCUCAUCAAUAAGAACAUAAUUGAAGACUUGAAUUCUGUGAUCCGGGCUCAAGGACAAAAGAAAGUUGCCAGCAUGAUGGAAAGUAAAGAAGUCCACAAAGGAAUCUAUCAGAUCGAGUGGGAACAUAAGAAAAUGGAGAUGGAAAUGGAAGAUCUGAAUCAGAAGGCCUGGGACAUCCAGAUGCUGUUCUUCUCGCGAGAUCGUCAAAAGUACCUAAAUGAACCAAACUACGAGAAUCUGAUUGCUAUUCAGAUUGGAAUAAUGGAGCAAACGAUUAAUGUUAUAGAUAAGACUCACAGGAAGAACGUAGAAAACUGCAAAAAAUUACUUAAAAAAUUGGGAAGAUACAGUAAUCAGAAAGACAUAGCAAAUUACAUGCUGAGCUGCAAUCUGCGGGAAGAACUAGUGGCUGUCUCCGAGAGACAAGACAUUUGCAAUGAAAUGGGGUCUAAGCUGACUUGUGAAAAGAUUGCCAAAGAACGGUAUGAAAACCUGCUGAAAAAACAGAAGCUGACGAACAUCUCCAAGCAGCAAGCUGAGCAGAUUUCAAUACUGCAGGCUGAAGUUGAAAGGCUAAGAAUGAAAACAUUCCCUGCCCUUGUUCCCAUGUAGAACACCAGCCAGAGCAGGAGGCAAACUCGUUACUCCAAAAUAGUGUCACUUGGAUAAAAACGACUUUCUCUCUCGUAUCAGGGAAUUUAAGUAGGUUACCUCUUAGCUGCACAUUUUUAAUAAAUUAAGUUUAGGUUAAUCAGUAUAUAACUAUUUGUCCUACAUUAAUAAAUGAGUAAAAUACCA